Messenger RNA from Fusarium keratoplasticum, 789 nucleotides. RefSeq lists its product as uncharacterized. The record is from RefSeq and is a predicted model, not a curated record. The transcript has 3 exons. Lineage: Eukaryota; Fungi; Ascomycota; Sordariomycetes; Hypocreales; Nectriaceae. The coding region runs from base 1 to 789 and encodes 262 amino acids. Gene Ontology annotation, molecular function: oxidoreductase activity.
AUGAAGAUCCAAGGCCGCACAUUCAUCGUCUCCGGAGGAGCAUCCGGCCUCGGCCAGGCUUGUGUGGAGGAAAUCUGCAAGAAUGGCGGCAACGCGGCCAUUUUCGACAUGAACGAGGAGAGCGGAGAGGAAUUGGAGAAGAAGCUCUCCUCAUCGGCAAAGUUCUUUGUGUGUAACGUGCUCGAAACAGACAGCAUCGCAAGCGCCGUGCAAGGCGCCGUCAAGUGGGCCAAGGAGACGGGGAAGCCUCUGGGGGGCGUGAUUCCUGCAGCUGGUGUUUCAACUCCUGCCACGAUUCUCGACCGCAAGGGCAAUGCGUUUAGCCUCGACGACUUCGACUUUGUGCUCAACGUGAACCUUCGAGGAACAAUCGACCUGGUGCGCCAGACUCUGGAGCAUAUCGCAAAGGUGGAGCCUGAAGGAUCCGACGAAGAGCGUGGCGUCGUCAUCAUGGUCGCAUCCUCGGCGGCGUUUGACGGCCAGAAGGGCCAAGUUUCUUACUCUGCGAGCAAGGGCGCCGUAACUGCCAUGACGCUGCCAAUGGCUCGGGACCUGGCCCGCUACGGAGUCCGGGUCGUCACCAUCGCGCCGAGUCUUUUCGAAAGCCGCAUGACCAGCGUGAUGCCCGAGAAGGUGAGGAAGAGUUUGGAGGGCGCAAUGGAGUUUCCCAGGAGGGCGGGUCAACCGGCCGAGUUUGCGCAGUUGGCACGGCAGGCCAUUGAGAACGUCAUGUUGAAUGGCGUCGUGAUACGGUUGGAUGGUGCCAUGAGGAUGCCGAGCAAGAUGUGA